Messenger RNA from Talpa occidentalis (Iberian mole), 764 nucleotides. RefSeq names its product dynein light chain Tctex-type 2 (gene DYNLT2). The transcript has 4 exons. Bases 16 to 600 code for a protein of 194 amino acids. NCBI's taxonomy places the organism in Eukaryota, Metazoa, Chordata, Mammalia, Eulipotyphla, Talpidae. The record is from RefSeq and is a predicted model, not a curated record. Gene Ontology annotation, molecular function: dynein intermediate chain binding. Gene Ontology annotation, biological process: microtubule-based movement. Gene Ontology annotation, cellular component: cytoplasmic dynein complex; cytoplasm.
GCUUUGCUGAGCGCGAUGGAGAAGCGCGGCCGCGGCGGGAAGCCGGGCCCGAGCCAGACGCCGCAGCUGCCGCCUGCGACGCCGAAGCGAGAGCGGAAGCUCAGCAUGUUCGAGAAGGAGUCCUAUGCGCAGAUUUUGAGGGAGAGACUGAGAGAGUCAGUCCACGACGUCCAGUACGUGGAGCCUCCGUUCGAUGACUCCAUCGCGGACAUCGGCAAGGAGUGGAAGAGCGCCCUGGCCAAGCUGAAGUUCGCCAACUCCUACAGGAUGGAGCCGCUGAAGAAAUUCCAGGCGUACUCGGUGGAAACCAAAGUCCAGCAGAUGCUGAAGGAAAGUCUUAAAGACGUCAAAUACGACGAUAAAGUCUUCUCCCAUCUGUCGCUCGAGCUGGCCGACCGCAUCCUGUCAGCCGUCAAGGAAUUCGGGUUCCACCGUUAUAAGUUCAUCAUAAAAGUCUUAUUUAUUCAAAAGACUGGUCAGGCCAUAAACGUGGCCAGCAGGUGGAUCUGGGACGUGGCGUGGGACAGCUGGGUACAAGCCAAACACGAGACCGAGAGCUACGUGGCCUUGGUCCUGGUGUUCGCGCUUUACUGUGAAUAGGGAGCGUCUGGCAGCCUCUGGUGAGAGACUCUUGAAGUUUGAGUCCGUGAUCUGCAUGGCACUUUCAAUGAGUGAUAGUUUUAUCUCCAGCUGAAGUCUCUAAAUUGUUUUCUUUAAACAAGUAAAAGCCAGGUUUUUACCUUCACGCUUUCUAGUCGUGUUUA